Molecule: messenger RNA, 198 nt
Organism: Suillus paluster
Lineage: Eukaryota; Fungi; Basidiomycota; Agaricomycetes; Boletales; Suillaceae
Exons: 1
Source: RefSeq, a predicted model, not a curated record
CUAUGCAUGGCUGACAGUUCACUAGUACCAUCAACAGGCAUCUGGACAGGAACUAUUUCAUGGGGACCUAUCAACAUACAAACAUCAUUCAAAGUGUUCCCUGGUGGAGGAUCAUGGAGAAUGCUACUUGGAAAACCCACUGGAACAAGUCAAUGCCACCUAAGAAUAUGGCACAGACUUGAUCCUCUUACCAUAUAA